GAGGGGGACGGCGCCGCCAUACUGUGGUGUUAUUGUGCACAUUCUGCCUAAUCCCAUGCCAUCCGCGCCGCGCCUAGAUGUUGAACGCUAAAUACAUGACAUCAUACCACUUUAAAGACCCGAACAGUGAUUGCCAGGGACGAGAAUUGUGGGAUGGCCGGCAAUGGAGACAUCCAAUGGUGCUUCUCUCAAGUCAAAGGGACGCUCGACGAUGACGUUAGUGAAGCUGACAUCAUCUCGUGUGUGGAGUUCAACCAUGAUGGGGACCUGCUGGCCACGGGGGACAAGGGUGGCCGGGUGGUCAUAUUUCAGCGGGACCCGUCGUCAAAAAACUGCCACCCUCGCCGGGGCGAGUACAAUGUCUACAGCACCUUCCAGAGUCAUGAACCUGAAUUUGACUACCUUAAGUCUUUAGAAAUUGAAGAAAAAAUCAAUAAAAUAAGAUGGCUCAAGAGGAAAAACCCAGCACACUUCUUACUCUCUACUAAUGAUAAAACCAUUAAGCUAUGGAAAGUGUCAGAGAGAGACAAACGAGCAGAAGGCUACAACCUGCGUGAUGAGUCCGGCCAAAUCAGGGACCCCACUUCACUUACUGCUUUACGGGUACCUGUAUUAAAACCAAUGGAAUUGAUGGUUGAAGCUUCCCCUAGGAGAAUUUUUGCCAAUGCACACACGUAUCACAUCAACUCUAUCUCAAUCAACUCAGACCAGGAGACUUACCUGUCUGCGGAUGACCUUCGCAUCAACUUGUGGCACAUGGAGGUCACUGAUCAGUCCUUUAACAUAGUAGACAUCAAGCCCACCAACAUGGAGGAGCUCACAGAGGUUAUCACUGCAGCGGAGUUUCACCCUCACGACUGUAAUGUAUUUGUCUACUCCAGCAGUAAAGGAACCAUAAGGCUCUGUGACAUGCGACAAGCAGCCCUCUGUGAUAGUCAUUCUAAGUUGUUUGAAGAGCCAGAAGACCCAACCAAUCGAAGUUUCUUCAGUGAGAUCAUCUCCUCCAUUAGUGAUGUCAAGUUUUCCAACAGUGGUCGCUACAUGAUAUCAAGAGACUAUCUCUCAGUAAAAGUGUGGGACUUGCACAUGGAAACCAAACCAAUUGAGACCUAUCCUGUGCACGAAUACCUACGCCCCAAACUGUGCUCACUGUAUGAGAAUGAUUGUAUUUUUGACAAGUUUGAAUGUUGUUGGAGUGGCAAUGACUCCGCAAUCAUGACUGGCUCAUAUAACAACUUCUUCCGAAUGUUUGAUAGAACUUCAAAACGGGAUGUUACAUUAGAAGCCUCUAGGGAAACUGCCAAGCCCAGAUAUUUACUUAAACCCAGAAAGGUGUGCACAGCGGGCAAGAGAAAGAAAGAUGAAAUCAGUGUAGAUUGCCUUGAUUUCAAUAAGAAAAUUCUUCACACAGCCUGGCACCCACAUGAAAAUAUAAUAGCCGUUGCUGCCACUAACAACCUUUACAUAUUCCAAGAUAAAUUUUAGCAGUCCUCUUCUGAUGACUAGAGCUUAGGCCCUGCCAUAGAUGGAUGUUUGGGCAGUGAUGCCAGGUGUGUGGAGGAAGGCUCUUAGUGGCCCUUGUUCCUCCCGUAUGACCUCACCCAAGUGUUGACAUCCGCUGCUGGAAGCCUUUAACUCAUGCUGGCUGCACUUGGCAUCUGUAUAUCAAGUUGUGGCUCCUGUCUUGGGUUGCUUCCAAAACAAUGGUGGUCCCAAGUGUGUGAACCAGUGGCAACCGUAAAGUCCUGGACAGUAGUGCUGGAAUCCCCAAAUGAAAUGUCCAAUGGCCAAGGCUUGGAUUACAUGUGAUUCUUGAAAAUCCAUGUGGGUGUCCCACCCUUGUGAUCAUUUAUCUGUGUUUCACCCUCUGAUCAUCUGUUGAGAAGUGUUAACAUUAGUUGCCUUCUCAAGGCUAAUAAAAAGAAAAUAUGAGUUAUGGCUGACUAGGUGAAUCCAGUUAUGAAUGAUUAGGAGUUUGCCAUGUUAUUAUCAAUAGAUUAGUGGCUUGAAAUAAAAAAAAAAUAUUGACUGCAGAGCCCAAAUUACUUUCUCUGAUGCCUGGCUUUCAGACAAAUCAUUGUGUCUUUUGCCAAAUUGAGCUGUGACAGGUGACUUGAAUUACAUAAGGGAAUAAGGUAUAUGACAUAGCUACUCCUGGGAUAGAACGGUUGAUUUUAUACAUGUGGGAAGAACAUGGUUGUAAAUCCUAUCCUAACAUGUCCAGAGGGUUUAGUGUUGUCAUACCCUGUGUGCCCAUCUACUGAGUAGUAUAUCUCACAGGAUUAAGUUAAUGUGCUCAUAGCUUCUACAAAUCCACUCCCAGCUGUCAGAAAAUGCAGCAGCAUUACAGUUUUUUAAGCUUAGAUGGUGCAUUUUUUGUUCAGACCUUAUUUUCUUAACUCGGUUAAAGGUGAGAAAUACUACAGCUGGAUGUUCUCCACAAUGGGCUCCUCUCCAUGAAGGGAAGUGCUGGCACUCUUGCACACACUUCUCACCCCUGCUUUCUCUCAUCAUUUUAAGAUGCUGCAAAAUUUGUCAAAAGAUUAUUAUUUCUAGUAUUUACUGUCAACUGCUGUAUACUUUUCCAAUUAGUUCCAUGGAAUAAAUUAUAUUUCAGUAGGCAAGAUGUGUUUUUAUGCAAUUCAGUACUCAGUCCAUUGGAAUCAAAAUAUUUUCAUGGUUUUGGGGUAAUAAUUUUGUAUUCUUAUCUGUACAUUAAUAUUUAAUUAGUAUGUGGUCAUGCAGUAUUUUAAUGAGCUGUUGAGUAAUAACUGACUCAACAUUUUUUACUGGUAAUUUUUUUGUGUAAAAUGCAAUAUAUACAUGAUGAAAUAGACAAAUUGGAAGUGUUGGACCGUAACUCAACCUUGGUUUAUGUAAUGUGCUCUCUUGACAUGUCUGAACAAACCCAAUGUAACGAAGAGACAAAGUACUAAAGGUGUGGCACUUUUAUCAUCGUGUGCAUUGCUGUGACUUUGGGACCCCAUCAGUAGCAAACUAUUAAAAAUCUUUAUAUAAUGCUUUCCUCCAUGAAACCUGACACAUACAUCAUUUCAUAAUUGAAAAUAUAGGUUAAUUUAUCGUUUGAAAUUCUGUAUAGGAUGUUAUGCUGGUGGGCAGAAAUGUACUUUUAUUUAUUUUGUUAAAAAUAAAACAGGUAGAACAGA
Messenger RNA from Eriocheir sinensis (Chinese mitten crab), 3167 nucleotides. RefSeq names its product protein phosphatase PP2A 55 kDa regulatory subunit. Gene Ontology annotation, molecular function: protein binding; protein phosphatase regulator activity. The record is from RefSeq and is a predicted model, not a curated record. Bases 154 to 1485 code for a protein of 443 amino acids. Lineage: Eukaryota; Metazoa; Arthropoda; Malacostraca; Decapoda; Varunidae. Gene Ontology annotation, cellular component: cytosol; protein phosphatase type 2A complex. The transcript has 11 exons. Gene Ontology annotation, biological process: peptidyl-serine dephosphorylation.